CGCUCCGCGGAGCCCAGCAGGAAGAAGGGCGCUAGCGGGCGAGUGCAGGCGGCGCGAGCGGAAAAAGCGCCCGCACGGGGGAACGAAAAGAAGAAAAGAAAGAAAACAAGCGCGAGAAGGGAAAAGCGAGCGAUCGAGCGAGUGCGCGCGCGAAAACUCCCGACAGCACUUUCAUUUGGACCCUUGGAUGCCCAUUGAACAGAUGCUUGAGAACUGCAAGUAAUCUUCAGACUGUAGCAUAACUAUAAGGCCUGUCCUCUGUGUGGGGAGGAGAUCACCCAUGUGCUGUGGAAAUGAACGGGGAGCAGCAGAUUGAUGCAGAUGCUGGAUCUGGAGUGGAAGAAGUGGAAUUAAGCUGGGAAGACUAUCUAGAAGAGACAGGAUCCACAGCAGUUCCCUACGGGUCUUUUAAACAUGUGGACACACGUUUGCAGAAUGGAUUUGCUCCUGGGAUGAAACUGGAGGUGGUUGUGAAAACCGAUCCUGAAACCUACUGGGUUGCCACCAUCAUUACCACCUGUGAGCAGUUGCUCCUCCUCCGCUACGAUGGCUACGGGGAGGACCGGAGAGCAGACUUCUGGUGUGACAUCAGGAAGGCUGACCUCUACCCCAUUGGGUGGUGUGAGCAGAAUAAGAAGACCCUCGAAGCCCCGGAAGGCAUCAGAGAUAAAGUGUCUGAUCUGGAUGAGUUUCUGCGGCAGACCCUGAUGGGAGCAUGUAGUCCUCCUGUUCCGCUGCUAGAGGGCCUCCGUAAUGGGAGGAAUCCUUUAGAUCUCAUUGCUCCAGGUUCCAGGCUGGAAUGUCAAGCUUUCCAGGACUCUUUAAGUACUUGGAUUGUUACUGUAGUAGACAACAUUGGAGGAAGGCUGAAGCUGCGUUAUGAAGGACUUGAGAGUUCUGAUAAUUUUGAACAUUGGUUGUAUUACUUGGAUCCAUUUCUUCAUCAUGUUGGUUGGGCUGCUCAACAGGGAUAUGAGCUUCAGCCCCCAUCAGCCAUCAGACAUCUGAAAACUGAAGUUGAGUGGCAAGAGAUCUUGGCCAAAGUGAAAGAGGAGGAGGAAGAGCCAUUACCAUCUUACUUAUUUAAGGAUAAACAAGUGAUCGGCGCUCAUUCAUUCUCUGUAAAUAUGAAAUUGGAAGCUGUGGAUCCCUGGUCUCCUUUUGGGAUCUCUCCUGCUACAAUUGUUAAGGUUUUUGAUGAGAAGUAUUUUCUGGUGGAAAUGGAUGAUUUGCGACCAGAGAAUCGUGCACAGCGAUCCUUCGUGUGUCAUGCUGACAGUCCUGGUAUUUUCCCUGUGCAGUGGGGUCUGAAGAAUGGUUUACACAUCAGUCCCCCUCCUGGCUACCCAGGCCAGGACUUUGAUUGGGCCGACUACCUCAAACAGUGUGGUGCUGAAGCUGCUCCCCAGAGGUGCUUCCCUCCGUCAAUUUCUGAGCAUGAAUUUAAGGAGAACAUGAAGCUUGAGGCAGUGAACCCUCUUCUCCCUGAAGAAGUGUGCGUUGCCACCAUUACUGCAGUGAGAGGCUCCUACCUGUGGCUCCAGUUGGAGGGUUCUAAGAAACCCAUACCUGAAUUUAUUGUGAAUGUGGAAUCCAUGGAUAUAUUUCCUUUGGGCUGGUGUGAAACCAAUGGCCAUCCCCUCAGCACUCCUCGCCGAGCACGAGUACACAAACAGAGGAAAGUUGCAGUGGUUCAACCAGAAAAACAAAUACCAUCCUCAAGGACUGUCCAUGAGGGUCUGAAGAAUCAGGAGCUGAGCUCCGCAGACUCAGUUAUGAUUAAUGGAAAAUAUUGCUGUCCAAAGAUAUACUUCAACCACCGUUGCUUCUCAGGGCCAUAUCUUAACAAAGGAAGGAUCGCUGAGCUGCCUCAAUGUGUGGGACCCGGGAAUUGUGUCCUGGUCCUCAGAGAGGUCCUCACUUUACUGAUCAAUGCAGCCUAUAAACCCAGUCGUGUCCUUCGGGAGCUGCAGCUGGACAAAGACUCUGUGUGGCAUGGAUGUGGGGAAGUCCUCAAGGCCAAAUACAAAGGAAAGAGUUACCGGGCUACUGUCGAGAUAGUGAAAACAGCAGAUCGGGUGACUGAAUUCUGCCGGCAAACCUGUAUCAAACUGGAGUGCUGUCCUAAUCUCUUUGGUCCACGGAUGGUUCUGGAUAAGUGUUCAGAGAACUGCUCUGUACUUACAAAGACUAAAUAUACACACUACUAUGGAAAGAAGAAAAAUAAAAGAAUUGGGAGGCCACCUGGUGGGCAUAGUAACUUAGCAUGUGCCCUGAAAAAAGCGAGUAAGAGGAGAAAGAGGCGAAAAAAUGUUUUUGUUCAUAAGAAGAAACGCUCCUCUGCAUCUGUUGAUAAUACCCCAGCGGGCUCUCCCCAGGGAAGUGGAGGUGAAGAUGAGGAUGACCCAGAUGAAGGGGAUGAUGAUUCCCUAAGUGAGGGCAGUACAUCUGAGCAACAGGAUGAGCUACAGGAAGAGUCAGAAAUGUCAGAAAAAAAAUCAUGCUCCUCCUCUCCCACCCAAAGUGAGAUAUCCACAUCACUGCCUCCAGACAGACAGAGAAGAAAAAGAGAGCUUCGCACUUUUUCAUUUUCUGAUGAUGAGAAUAAACCUCCUUCACCAAAGGAAAUAAGGAUUGAAGUUUCUGAAAGGCUUCACCUGGACAGUAACCCCCUGAAGUGGAGUGUGGCGGAUGUUGUGCGGUUCAUCAGAUCCACCGACUGUGCUCCGCUAGCAAGAAUAUUCCUAGACCAGUCCUGGAAGCGCGAAGUCCAGAAUCCAGGUGUCAGCGGGGCCAUACCCCCUCCACUGGCUCUAGGGGGAGAAUCCUUGCCUCUUCUACUUCUGGUGGCUUCAGAGGUUCCUAGGCUCCUGUCUUCACAAGGCCGCCUUCUUCUCCGCUCUUCUCUCUCAUGAGGGUACUUGUAAUUCGAUUUAGGGACCCCCCACACCUCCCGUUAAUUGAGGAUUAUCUCUUCUCAAGACCUUUAACUCAAUUACAUCUGCAAAGACCCUUUUUCCAAGUAAGGUCACAUUCACAGGCAUUGAGGGUGAAGAUUUGGACAUACCUUUUUGAGGACCACUCUUCAGUUGCCAGCCACAUUUGGAGUGGGGGGAACUCAGCUAUAUGUUGCUCACAGUAGACCCACGUUAAAUAUAAAGUUGAAAGAAAGGAGAUUGAAAAAGAUGUACCCUACAAGUUCUGACCAAAAGAAUGUACUCUCUGGAUUUUAUACACUUUACCUCUUCCAAAAGAUGUAUUUUAAUUCAAAAAUGAGUAAGAUUGGAAAAGAAGGGAGCUGUGUUUCAGGCAAGUUAAAUGAUGUGCAGUGUAAUUACACUGAAAGUUCCUUGAGGGCAGGGACUAUGUUUGUGUUAUGCGUUUUAGUAUCCCCAGCACAGAGUACCUGCUGGCUGUGGGUGGGAUGGGGAGGGGAAUGGGUGGGCAGGUGGGUGGGUAAGGUGACUGGGAAGCCUGGGAAGAGGCAGUCUCACUGGCAUGGGAAAGCAGUCAUGAGGACCUGGACUAGUUCAGUGGUAGAAACGGGGAAAGGGACACAUCCAAAUGACUCCUCAAUUGCAGAGUUGGUGGGAGAGAUUGACAGAGUCAGGGGAGGAGACUGUGGAGGCCCCAGAGGUGAGGAGACUUCCAUUCUAUGCAGAAACGGGGAAGCCAGGCAGGACUGGCAGGGUGGGCAGGAGACACGACUCUGCGGGACCAGGCUGUACUUGGAGGGUCACUGGGGGCCAGGGCUGGGGGAGGAGGCUGAUGAACCCUUGGCAUAGAAACCCUGAGAGGGGGGGCUUCUCCCCAAGGGUCAAGCAGAGGAAGGAGAGCCUGUGGAGGGAGGAGAGAGCCAUUGGGAGGUAGAAAGGAGCCACAGAGGAACACUCAGAACAUUGGGGGGAUUCCUAGAACCCUUCUAGAACCCUGAGCUGCCUGCAGGCGCAAGAAGGAGGCUGGUGUGGAGAGGUCAGGUUGUGGCUGGCAGACCCUAGGUCACACGCUUCUCAGACACCAGGACCAGGAUGGGGUGGCUGGGCCCCAGGUCUGGGAAGAGUGGACACAGAGGGGAGGAGAGGGAAGACGGUCCACGACAGGGCCUGCAGGGUGUGGUUUGCUUUCCUGAGCACAUGUUCUGUGCCAGCUGCUUCCACCUGUUUUCUCUUGCUUAAUUUUGAGGUCAACCUGCUAGAUCAUAGAGGCCCCCCUCCUUUUUUUCUUUUUACAUAAAGUCACAUAGUAGCAGAGGACUCACAGCGCGUCUCUCUGGCUAUUGGCCGCUACUGCUUUUCUGGCGAUGGGGCCCCACACCUGUCUCUGGGACGUGUGUGCGUGAAGGCAGACAGCCUUCUGGGAGCCCCCCGAGGGCUGCGCGCCCCAACGGCCCCCUUGUCUGUCCCCCACUCUCAACACCCCCCCACCCCCCCUUCUUUGUCUCAUGAGGGCCUCUCUUGGGCGCUGCUCCGUCAACCUUGGGUUCCAGCUCCAGUGUCGCGGAGUGUCAGGGGCCUGACCUACCUUUGAGGUGUGCCUGCUUCCCCUCCACUAGCCCUCCGGCCUCAGGGGACGU
Molecule: messenger RNA, 4573 nt
Organism: Aethalodelphis obliquidens (Pacific white-sided dolphin)
Lineage: Eukaryota; Metazoa; Chordata; Mammalia; Artiodactyla; Delphinidae
Gene: SFMBT1
Product: Scm like with four mbt domains 1
Exons: 21
Coding region: 294-2915 (873 amino acids)
Biological process (GO): negative regulation of DNA-templated transcription
Cellular component (GO): nucleus
Molecular function (GO): transcription corepressor activity; histone binding; chromatin binding
Source: RefSeq, a predicted model, not a curated record